AUGGAUCCUAGAAAUCCUUAUCGUUUGUCAGAUGAAAAUUUUGUUGAUCUUUUGAAUUCUCAAAAAGUUCCCAACGUUUCUGAUAAUCUGAACCCUCCACAUUCUGCUCAAUCCUCUCAGCCGAUUCAAUUUAGCAACCCAUUUUCUUCUCAGCCACCCCACUUUACCUCAACAUUCUCUUCUCAGCCACCCCACUUUACCUCAACAGUCUCUUCUCAGCCACCCCAUUUUAGCUCAACAUGCUCUUCUCAGAAUCUUUACUUUAGUCCAACAUCCGAUACUGAAGACUGUAUUGAGGUUGAAGAGACUGAAGAAGACGGAGGCAGAGGAAGUAGGAAGAGGUGGACUGCAGAGGAGGAUGUCAACCUUAUAAGUGCUUGGUUAAACACAAGCAAGGAUCCAGUUGUAAGUAAUGAGCAGCGGAAAUAUAGUUUCUGGCAGAGAGUUGCAAAAUAUUACAAAGCAAAUGAUGGAUCAGCCGCCUCAAAUGCAAGAGAGCAAUCACAAUGUAAGGCUAGGUGGAACAAGAUAAACCACCAAGUCAACAAGUUUGUGGGAUGUUAUGCACAAGCGUGUACAAGAAGGAAGAGUAGAGAAUCAGAAGAUGAUGUCUUGAGAAUGGCGUAUGAGCUUUACAAUAACGACAUGAAGAAGCCAUUUCUCCUUGUACAUUGCUGGAGGGAGUUGAAGCACGAUCAGAAAUGGAUCACUGAAGAAUGUAGCCACAAGCGGACUAAGCUUGCAUCUGAGGCUCCUACUUCGAGCAAUGAUGGAGCUGAGAAGAGGCCUCCGGGGGUUAAAGCUGCUAAGAACAAAGGGAAAAGCCACAAGUGGACUAAGCUUGCAUUUCUCAAGUUUUUUCUCUUCACUUUCCUCCUAUCUUCACUACUCAAACUCCUCCUUUACCAAAGAAAACUCCUUCUCUAUUAG
Messenger RNA from Camelina sativa (false flax), 930 nucleotides. Lineage: Eukaryota; Viridiplantae; Streptophyta; Magnoliopsida; Brassicales; Brassicaceae. The record is from RefSeq and is a predicted model, not a curated record.